Pygocentrus nattereri (red-bellied piranha) is the source of this 3966-nucleotide messenger RNA. It is a transcript of the gene cax2, whose product is annotated as cation/H+ exchanger protein 2. NCBI's taxonomy places the organism in Eukaryota, Metazoa, Chordata, Actinopteri, Characiformes, Serrasalmidae. Gene Ontology annotation, biological process: intracellular calcium ion homeostasis; calcium ion transmembrane transport. Bases 100 to 2370 code for a protein of 756 amino acids. The transcript has 20 exons. Gene Ontology annotation, cellular component: membrane; endomembrane system. The record is from RefSeq and is a predicted model, not a curated record. Gene Ontology annotation, molecular function: calcium:proton antiporter activity.
UCCCAUAAACCCCAUCGUACGCGUUUAGCUCGUGCGGAGAAGGUUGUCAUCACAUGAGAAUUAUUACUGUAGUGCAACUGGCGAGGCACUGGGGCAGAGAUGUCCACAGACACAGACACUCGGAGAAGGACAGUCAGCGACAACAGUGAUAUUCAAGAGCCUCCACGGGACCAUGUUGAAGUCAGAGGUGGUGCUGCUGCUAAAGGUCACCUUCCAGGCUCCUGUUAUGACCGAGUGUGUAUGGAGCCCUCAUGUUCAGAGACUCCCGAAUGUCUCCUAAAUUUGCCCUGCAGCCUCCAUUCCUGCAGCUCUUUAACACCCAGACAUGCACAAAAAGGACACAGCACACAUGUGGCUGAUGGAGUGUGGGAAGACGUUCCAAGCAAGACCACCAUAAGUGCUGAGAAUGAGGUGGAGGCACAGAAACUUGCCAAUAAUUACAAGUUUGGAUUCAGAAAGUGGAAGAGCCACGUGACCGAGAGACCCUUCGAGGAUAGAUCAGAGAUUGUGAAGGAGCUCUAUUCAGAGCUUAACAUCAUUAAACCAAACACAGGCUCUUUAAUUACCUGUGGCAAUGUUCUGUACGUGUUUUUAUUUGGUUGGUGGAUUUCUCUGGUGUACCUUCUCAUUGGUGUGUUGAUGUUCAUCACCAUUAUUGGAGUCCCUCAUGGGCAGUUGUGCUUCAGACUGUCCUGUUAUUUUCUGUGGCCAUUUGGAAAAGCAAUAGAAAAGGUGAGUGGCUCACUGUCUAGUUUCAGUGUAAUGCUCCACAAUGAUGAUCUUUUGGAGAAUCCUGAUGAAGGGAAGGUAACCUCCCCCCUCCUGCUGCCUACUCCACUGGAAAACGUGGUGGAGCAGUCCAGGGCUGCAGAGCAGCACUACUGGAAGCGAGUGAAUACGUACGUGUGGCUGUUUCUGGGAUACCCCGUUCUGGCUGUGGCGCACUGUGUGCUGGGGCUGCUCUCCUGGCUCCUGGUUUUCACCAUCCCUGUGGCCAAAAUGAGUGCCAGAACUUUGAGGACUAUCCUGCUAAUGCCCCCCGAGCAAGUUCACAUCAGUUCCGGAAGGAGGGAAGAGGAAGGGAAAGCCAUCCUCUGCUGCUACCAUGCAUUGAAUGUCUACUACUACAAGUACACGGUCGAUGGGAUCAAUGUGUUUGCUGUCAAUCUCCUCCCUCUAGUUGUAAUUUCAAUGGUGAUUGGCUAUGUGGACCAAGGCAACCAGGUUGUCAGCUCUGAGGUGAAGUUUGCCACAGCGAUAGGUUCCAUCAUUCCAUUAUCCUACUAUAUUGGUAUGGGCAUAGCCAGUAUAUCAGCGCAGAGUAACUUUGCAGUCGGUGCAGUGGUCAACGCCACAUUCGGCUCCAUCACUGAGCUGACCUUUUACAUCACAGCCUUGUUAAGGGGCCAUCGCCAGGACAGCAAGUGCUUAGAGGAGAUUGUGAAGUCAGCGCUGACGGGCACACUGCUUGGAUGCAUCCUCUUUAUUCCAGGGAUCUGUAUGAUCAUUGGUGGGCUGAAGCACAGGGAGCAGAGGUUUAACAGUCGCUCAGCAGGGGUCAGCUCCUCACUGCUGUUCAUAUCUAUAGGAGGUGUGUUUGCCCCCACAUUGUUUUCUAAAGCCUGUGGGAAUCUAGUGUGUGAAGACUGCACAAACUCUUCUGGGACCAACAGCAGCAAUGGGUCAUUCAACUGCAAAAACUGUCACUAUGACCUGAGUGAAAACAACUACAGCCUGUUUCACAGCCAUAUAGAACCGCUAGUGUAUACAGUGUCAGUUCUGCUGCCGGCAUCCUACAUCAUUGGCCUUCUGUUCACUCUGAAGACCCACUCGCACAUCUAUGACAUCCACAUUGGUGAUAGUCAUGCUUCGGGUCAUCUGGAUGCAGUGGUGCACUGGUCUCGCUGGAGAGCUCUGCUCAUCCUGAUCAUCGCCACAGUGCUGAUGUCCGUCUGCGCUGACCUGACCACAGAGCACAUUCAGCCCAUACUGAACCAUCCCGGCAUCUCUCAGUAUUUCAUAGGUGUGACCGUUCUGGCCAUGGUCCCCGAAAUCCCAGAGAUCGUUAAUGGGAUCCAGUUUGCUCUGCAGAAUAACAUCAGCCUCAGUUUGGAGGUGGGGAGCUGUAUUGCGGUGCAGGUGUGCAUGAUUCAGAUCCCCAUACUGAUCCUUUUUAACGCCUUUUAUGAUGUUGGCUUUGUGCUCAUCUUCAGUGACCUGCAUCUGUGGGCCAGCAUCUUCAGUGUCAUUGUUGUCAACUACAUCUUCAUGGAUGGAAAGUCUGAUUACUUUCAGGGUACUGCUCUGGUGGUAGUGUAUCUCAUCCUACUUGCACUCUAUUUUUUUGCUCCGUCUCCCGCUGGUUGUUGAGGAGGUGAAAGCUGACCUGCUCUUAUCCUCAUCUUUACUGAACCAAACUGAACCAAACCCACUUUAAAAGCGAAUUCUGCAUUUACUUCAUCACAUCUUUACAUUCUUGAAUGCUGCUAACUGUAACAUGAAGAGCGAACUUACAGCUUUACAAGAAAUGAAAUGGCAUCUAGGUACUAUUAGCUCACUUGAUCUUUUUAGUUUGUGCUCUUUUACGGCUGUAAUGUUGUGAAUUAUUAAUAUUGAGAUUUGUCUAAAGCACAGAGGUGAGAUCUUUUGCACUGAGAAAACUGUUGACCGUAUUCUGGAUGAUACAAAAUGAAAAGCACUUUACCCAGAUGCAUUAGAGCAUGCUGGAUUUUCUUAAUAGCGUCAGUGUGAAUUAUUGGACUUGGAUUUUAAAUGAGUAUCUUUUUCAUGACCACUGUUGACCAGCCUUGUUGUGAGCAGAAAAUACUGUUUAGUCUAGCCCACUGGCCAGUCAUGGGACCCUCAAAUAAAAAAGAACAUUACUUCAUUUACAGACUAGUAGCGCUGCUCUGUAGGCGACCCUCCCAGUCUGCCAUGAUUGCAGAAAAGGGGAUAAAAUUCAGCAUCGUCACUGCUGGGCUUUAGUUACACUGGGGAAUCAUAUGUCUUCAAAGAGGGGGGCUCUGAUAAUUACUUAUUAUUACCCACCACUAAUUCUUUGGUGAUAUUAAGCUAAUGUCAGCUAUUUGACAGCCUCAUGUUCUGUUUGGAGUGUGUCUCUGAAAAAAAAGGGCCAUUUAGCUCCAACACUUAGGCCUACCCCUCUAUCUCAACAAAAAUCAGGACACCCUACCCUCCUAGUCAAGAACGCACAAAACAGAGGGGUAAGGGCUAAGUGGUAGGGGCAAGGGGUGAAAUGGGAGUGAUCACAGGUUAUCUAAGCAAUGCACUGGGCAACAACAUUGUCAGAGAAAGAGAUAAAUAUUUCUUAACAAACAAGCAAAAUAAAUAAGUAAAUAAAACUACUUUUAUGUUAUGUAAUGUAUGUUAUUGGAUUACAAUAAUCAUUGUAAUGUAACAAUUCAUUAUUAAUAUUGUUUGCUUUCAUUUUGAGUGAAAUUGUGAUUUUUUUUUACUGAUAUUUUGCAAAAUGGGACCAUGAAAUAGCUUUCCAUGUCUCUCUCUCUCUCUCUCUCUCUGUCAAGCAGUAUUAAAUGACUCUGUAAGGCCUCCUGCUGCUCAUGAAAAACAUCCUCCACAUCACGGUUAUUAUGCACUUACAUAAUCAAAUACUUGAACACAUAUUUAUAAUGUUUAUUUGUCUGACAAUUACAAACAUCCAACCAUAAAACAAUAACUGUGCAUAAUGACAUUUUUGCUCAAUUAAAUACAUGAAUAAAUGAUCACAUUUAAGUAAACUGUGGUCUGUAAAUAUGAAACUGAAGAAAAUGUUAAAGGGGAAGAUUUAAGAAGCCAGAGAUGUAGGAGGUAGUGCUGCAUAUUUCAUUUUAAACAGAGGUAACAGUAGCUUUGAUGCUGACUGGCCUAACUGACAACUCAUUUCAUUCAUUUCUGUGUCUGAUGUUGAAUUCAUACAAAAUGACAAAUAUGUCAAAAUAAAGCUGU